AUGCCGUUCGGCGUGAUUUCGUACGGCGAGGGGGCGUUAUUGUUUACUUGCGUUUUGAAUGCGUUGGCGAUCGAAUUGUACGCCUUCACAAGGUUCGCAAGGCCGGCGGACAAUGGGCAAAUCGCGAGGGAGUAUUUGGCAGUGGCGGCGAUACUGCGAGCGAAACGGCUGGAGUCUUCGGGGCACGUAUCCGACACUCUGCAACGAGGAUACCACAGCCACGAUACCGAAGCCUGUACCGUCCUCUACAGGGACGGCCAGGGUGUAGACACCUCUAUUCCCACCCGCUUCGCUCGCAGUAUCGCCGCUGCCAAAUACUCCCUCGCGAUUUGCCCAUCGUCCGCCGGCCUUGCGAACCUUGUGAAGGCGUACAAUUCGAUCGCCAACGCAUUCAAAGCGCAAGUAAACAAUAACGCCCCCUCGCCGUACGAAAUCACGCCGAACGGCAUUGGUUUCUACAAUACCAAACUGGAAUUCCGCUCAAAAGUCUUCAUGUUUGCUAACCGUAAAAAUGACGCGAGUUUACGGCUGUAUACUCUUCCAUUAUACUCGCUGACCUGGUGUUACCACCAGUACACUGGCGAAAACUUCCCCUGCGACUCCGACCUCGAAGAACCAGUGGUCACCGCCAUGCUCAAGGGCACCGCCUACCGUCGUCGGCCCUGGCCCAGGGUUGUCGUCCGUGGCCCCAGCGUCGACCCGGAAUCAUCAGACGCAGAGGCAAUUUUUGAAGCUGGGUUCCACUCUCUCGUAUACCUGCCAGACGACGUGGUCCUCUCCGUAGCCUUCAACGUUGAAGGCUACGUCAUGGACGGCAAGCGUGCAGGUCUCGAGUGGACGCCUUCGACAAUAAUUGUCCACGGAAGGGUCUCUGCCGGUAACACGACCGAAUCCUCACCUGCGAAAAGACCUCGGCAGGAUGCCCUUUCUUCAAAUGUUUUGCUCGGGAAAUCGCCCGUCAAGAAAACAAAGAGUUCUUCCAUGCCAUCUGAAUCACCCGUCGCUUCGAACUCUUCCUCCGCCGCUUCAAACUCUUACGCCGGCCCUUCGAGCUCUUCCACCGCCCCUUCCUCUUCCGCGGUCACCUCGAGCGACGUUUUCGGUGGGACUGAGCCGUUGAGGAAGAGCAGCCGCUCGAGAAAAGGGAAAGAGAGAGAAGAUGAUGAUUAUGAAGGUUGA
This is a messenger RNA of Cryptococcus wingfieldii CBS 7118, 1179 nucleotides long. RefSeq lists its product as hypothetical. The record is from RefSeq and is a predicted model, not a curated record. NCBI's taxonomy places the organism in Eukaryota, Fungi, Basidiomycota, Tremellomycetes, Tremellales, Cryptococcaceae. The transcript is spliced from 6 exons. The coding region runs from base 1 to 1179 and encodes 392 amino acids.